AUGACCCUGAGGCUCAUCCUGGCCCUUGCCCUCUGGGCUGGCUGCUCACCCUGCAGUGAAGGGAAAGUGGCCCUGAGCCUCCCCAAGGUGCAGUGCCAGGCCCCUCGGUACCCAAUGGCUGUGGACUGCUCCUGGAAGCUACCCUCGGCUCCUGACCCCACCAGGACCACGUUCUUCAUCGCCUCGUACAGCCUGGGCAUGUCGGCGCCGCGGGACAGCCGGCCCUGCCUGCAGCCCAGCCCCGCCGCCGCGCGCUGCUCCAUCACCGGCCUGCGCCUGUUCUCCGCCGAGCCCUACGUGCUGAACGUCACGGCCGUGCGCCCCGGGGGCGCCAGCAGCAGCUUCCUGCCCUUCGUGGCCGAGAACAUCAUCAAGCCGGAUCCCCCGGGCGCGGUGGAGCUGAGACCCCUGCCCGGGCAACGACUGCAGGUGCAGUGGCAGCCCCCGCGCUCUUGGCCCUUCCCGGACCUCUUCUCUCUCAAGUACCGCAUCCGCUACAAGCGACACGGAGCCACCCGCUUCCGCCAGGUGGGACCCAUGGAGGCCAUGUCCUUCACCUUCAGAGCUGUGCGGCCCCAUGCCAAGUACUGUGUCCAGGUAUCGGCUCAGGACUUCAUGGACUAUGGGGAAGCCAGUGACUGGAGCCUCCCUGCCAUAACAUUGAGCAAACAGUAG
This is a messenger RNA of Jaculus jaculus (lesser Egyptian jerboa), 675 nucleotides long. It is a transcript of the gene Ebi3, whose product is annotated as Epstein-Barr virus induced 3. Gene Ontology annotation, biological process: cytokine-mediated signaling pathway. Gene Ontology annotation, molecular function: protein binding; cytokine receptor activity. Bases 1 to 675 code for a protein of 224 amino acids. Gene Ontology annotation, cellular component: membrane; external side of plasma membrane. NCBI's taxonomy places the organism in Eukaryota, Metazoa, Chordata, Mammalia, Rodentia, Dipodidae. The transcript has 5 exons. The record is from RefSeq and is a predicted model, not a curated record.